AUGAAAGGGGAAUUAAGGGGAGUAGCUAUCUCAAGAGGAGGGAUAAGGAUCAAUCACCUACUAUUUGCAGAUGAUUCCGUCAUCUUUGGUAGAGUUAGUAUUGCAGAAUUGAAGAGGAUUCAGGGGCUACUUGACAUUUAUGGAAAAGCUUUGGGAAAAUGUCUCAAUGAGAAGAAAAUCACCAUCUUCUUAAGCUCAAAUACUCAUUGGGGAGUUAGAACUCAGAUUCAGCAAGGGGCAGGAGUUGCAAUUUGCGGUAGCUAUGAAAAAUAUCUUAGACUUCCUGCUGUGGUGGGGAGGUCAAGGUAUUAUACUUUUAGGAGUUUGAAGGAGAGGGUGUGGGCAAAAGUUAAUAGUUGGAAGAAUAAUUUUCUUUCUCAAGCAGGAAAGGAAAUCCUUCUUAAAGCAGUGGUGCAGGUGAUACCAACUUAUUCAAUGAGUGUUUUUAGGCUGCCCAUAAGACUUUGCAAAGACAUAUCAUCAGUUAUGUCCAGAUUUUGGUGGGUUCACAUGAAGAACGAUAAGAGAAUACAAUGGAGAAGGGAGUUAAUGCAGGCUAAAAUUGGCUUUGGGCCAUCGAUGAUAUGGAGAAGCCUGUGGUAUGCAAUAAGUUUGAUCAAGGAGGGGGUGGCUUAG
Messenger RNA from Carya illinoinensis, 636 nucleotides. RefSeq lists its product as uncharacterized. The transcript has a single exon. The record is from RefSeq and is a predicted model, not a curated record. The coding region runs from base 1 to 636 and encodes 211 amino acids. NCBI's taxonomy places the organism in Eukaryota, Viridiplantae, Streptophyta, Magnoliopsida, Fagales, Juglandaceae.